Musa acuminata AAA Group (dessert banana) is the source of this 2414-nucleotide messenger RNA. RefSeq lists its product as uncharacterized. Lineage: Eukaryota; Viridiplantae; Streptophyta; Magnoliopsida; Zingiberales; Musaceae. The transcript has 4 exons. The record is from RefSeq and is a predicted model, not a curated record. Bases 1722 to 2336 code for a protein of 204 amino acids.
CCCCCCACACACAAAAAAAAAAAGAACAAAAAAAAGCAAGCAAUUAGCGGCACCCAUCAUGCGCAGGCGAAGGCAUCGCUUUUCUCUACUUUCUAUAAGCUUUACACAGCCCGUCUUUGUAUUAUUAGCACGACUAUUCUACUCGGCAUAGCCCUAUCAUCAACCUUAGAUAACACUCUCUCUCUGAGCCGAUCGAUGAGACUGCCUCCUCCUCCUCCUCCUCCUCGGACCUAGCACUCAAAAAGCAAAAGAACGGCGAGAUGAGCUCAUGAGCUGCUGCUUUUGAGACUCCCCAUGGAGUACCGCUGCGCCUCCUGCCACCGGCAACGCGUGCUCCGAUGUCGGCCCCUUCGUGUAUGGAGAGGGGGGGGGACUCAUGCACACAUGACCUCACCAUGUGCCCCUUCCUAAAGACGCCUUUGUCGGCACUUCGCGAGCGCAAAAGUAAGCCCCGUUCCUCCUCCCAAAGAAACCGACCGAUUCCGUUGCGUUGUUAAGUGCUGCAGUUGAAGUGCUUGUGAGAAUGCCGCUGUGAUUGGAAUUUAUGUAUGUGGGGUGGGCCCAUUCCCCUGUUCCGAGUAAACAAACCUCAGCACCGAUUCAUGAUGAUCAUGGUAUACGUGGUAUGCGUCGGAUCAUCACAUGAUCACCGUAAGUUGCCUCUGAAACAUGAAAGAUUAAUCAGGUAUCAUUGCAUCAUGAACUGUUCCAGGAAUAAAGGCUUUACUGCAACAAAGUCGAGAAACCUAUAGUGUCUUUGAACUCAUCCACUUGGAGGUUGUCUGACCAAAGUAGUAUUCAUAUGAAUUAUGGAUAUAUCAUUAUUCUUUUUCCCACCCAUACAAGCUGUACGCUAACAUGGUUCCUAGUUAUGCCAUAAUUGAUUGUUGUUAUUCAUGAAGAAGAUGGCUCAAACAAAAAGAAGAAUUCACGAGUGCUGGUGAGAAAAGAAAAUGAGCUAAUGGAUGGUAGAUUGACCAUAUAUGAUGUGUUUCGUACACACCAUCCUUUCAUGCUGCUGAUACUUCUAAAGGUGCUCUCUUGUCUCUUUGGCCAUCAACUUCACUACUACCGCACCAUCUCACAUCCUUGUUUCUCACAUUUUUGCCCAUAUAACAAAGACAAGUUUUGUCACAACGCAGUGUAGACACAGAGACAGCGAAUGAUCUACAUGCUGGGACAACUGGUUGUGGUUUUGGCACGAAUGGUUUGGUUCUCCUGGUUGUUGAUUCUGUGGAGUAUUACCGCAUAUAAUUCUCCGGCACGGCAUAUAUUACGUAGGCAUUCUUAUUUUACUUCUGCCUUAUGUAGGAGUUGUCUGGGGCAUCUUUUCCCUCAUGCACCUGAAAUGCAAAGGCAAAGUGCAUUGGGAUUUGUUUGGCAUGCCUGCGGAGCCUACUAAAUUAUUCUGUGGGAGCGUGUUGACGGAACCUUAAAUACUUCAUAGCUCAGCAGAUUGGGAAUGAGAAGAUUGUUGUUUGUCUUCUGUCGUCCAAGGCAGGUAGUAGCAGAGAAGAAGCAGAGUUUCCCGCUGAAGCAGCUGCGUAGCCUGUUUCUCUGAUAGACAAUCACAGGGAUCUGAUAGAUUCUGACGAGUGCAACGGGAAGCAAUCAACAUCAGUACCCAACAAAUUGUCAGCAGACAGAGGACAGCCCAAUUUCUUUCCUUGCGGUUCCAAACCAACAGGUCUGGUCGGUCCAAUCAAUCUCAGAAAACGCUAAUGGAGAUGUUUCUGAGGAAGGAUGACAAAGAAUGCAUGAAGAUGAUGAUGCUGAAGCAUGAAGAGACCUUCAGGCAACAGGUCCAUGAACUCCAUCGCUUAUAUAGAGUUCAGAAGUUUCUGAUGAGAGACAUGAAGAACAAUGAGCUGAAGAGACAGAGGCUCGUCAACCGCACUCGGUUUAACCUUGGUGAUCGAGACGCUGGCACAGUCUCGUGCCUACUGAGUGAAAGACACCGUGAACGGAGGCCACGGCGUCGGGUACUUGAUCUCGAACUUCCAGCAGAUGAAUACAUAGAAAGAGCAGAAGAAGAUACGACAUUGGAGUUGGAACAAGAGAGUGACAUAGAACUGACGCUGACGGUGGGAAGCAGCUGGAGGAAGAGGGAAGAGGCAUCCUUCACUUCUGAUUCUGGAGCAAGCUUUUCCUCAUCAUCAGCCGAGUCUGGAGGGCUAAAGGUGAGUGCACAUAGAUGGGAAACACGGCAGACGGAAGAUGCCAACAUUAGCUACGACAAUGGCAUUAAGGAUUGCCACGAGUUGGAAGGCCCGAGAGAUGAAAGACUAAAGCAGCCGUCUUGGCACUUCCAGUGUUUGAGUCUUAGGAUGACUUGAUGUAAGCUUUUUUAGAUGCGCUCGUAUGUCUCUAAUUAAAGGAGUCGGUGGAAAUGGGUUGAUGCCUGAGAACCCCAA